Messenger RNA from Hansenula ciferrii, 1359 nucleotides. RefSeq names its product SANT/Myb-like DNA-binding domain-containing protein. Lineage: Eukaryota; Fungi; Ascomycota; Saccharomycetes; Phaffomycetales; Wickerhamomycetaceae. The record is from RefSeq and is a predicted model, not a curated record. Bases 1 to 1359 code for a protein of 452 amino acids. The transcript has a single exon.
AUGUCAGAAUCGUCACCAGAUACAAAACUUACAAAAGUGUUCUCAAGAACGCCUUCUUCAUGGGAUCCUCAAGAUGAUUUAUUACUACGUCAUUUGAAAGAACAACAAAAAUUGGGUUGGAAAGAAAUAGCUUCACAUUUUGCUCAUAGAACUCCAAAUGCUUGUCAAUUUAGAUGGAGAAGACUUAGAUCUGGUUCAUUAAAGACUACAAAUAGCCCUACACCUACCUCGGGUGCAGAUACUCCUAACACUAAGACUCAAGAAUCUUCAUCGAAUUCUGCUUCACCUCCGCAAACUUCAACAACUAUAACUUCAAGUUCAAGUUCAAGUUCUUCAAAAGAUCAAGUUCCUUUAGUUUCAAAAUUCUCUUCAAAAGCAAAAGAGAGAAAAUCUUCCACUCCAAUAUCAACUUCGUUAUCAAGUUCAUCAAGCUCAAACUUGGUAUCGAAAACCAAUGCCGAUGAUGUACCAGGUUAUAAAUGGUCAUUUAAUAUUGAACACAACAAGAAUAACAACGUUUCUGAACAAAGAAAAUUCAAAGAUUCAAUAGUUGAUCCAUUGAACUCCACACAUUAUCAAGACUUAGAUUCAGAUGAUGAAAAAAAUUCAAGUGUACUUAUUGAACAAGCUGAUUGGACAAUGGAUGAAGAUGAACUAUUACAAUCAAGAAGGUCAAGAUCUUUAAGUUUUGCAGAACUAUCUAUAUUAUUACCUUUAAGAUCUGAAGGUGAAAUCAUAAGUCGUAUUGGAGAAUUAGAACGAGAAAAACCUUCCUCUAAGAUCAUAUCAACUCCAAAAAUUAAAAGAUCAAGUUCUACAACAACAAGACAUAGUCAUCCAAAUCCAAUACAUACCCCAGUACAUUCUUCACAUAUGUCACCACAACAUAAAUCAGCAUUUACAAGAUCUUAUUCAUCAUCUUCACAAACUUCAUUAUCAAGAUCAAAUUCAACAACUUCAACAAAUCAAUUUUUAAUGUUUCAAGAUUCUCUUAGAUCAAAAUCAUUUUCAUAUAUAACACCAUAUACACAAUCAACAGAUCGUUAUAAUUUAAGAAAAAAUUCAAUAACAAAUUUAAUAACAAUAAAUCAAGAAUAUAAAUCUAAAACAAGAUCAAAUUCUUUCCUUACAAAUCCAAGAACAAGAUCAAAUUCUUUUCUUAAAGAAGCAAAUUUCCAAACAGCUUCAAUAUCUGGAUCAGCUUCACCAAUUAUGGGAUUAUCAGGUCAUGUAUUAUCAAAUGAUCGUGAAAGAUUGAAAAGAGAAAGUAGUAGUUCAGAUGUGGAAGAAGAAGAAUUAAAAAUUGAACCAAAAUUACCUCCAUUAGGUACUAUAUUUAAUGAUUUAUAUUCAAAAUGA